Molecule: messenger RNA, 460 nt
Organism: Copidosoma floridanum
Lineage: Eukaryota; Metazoa; Arthropoda; Insecta; Hymenoptera; Encyrtidae
Gene: Nckx30C
Product: solute carrier family 24 member Nckx30C
Biological process (GO): intracellular calcium ion homeostasis; calcium ion transmembrane transport
Cellular component (GO): plasma membrane
Molecular function (GO): calcium channel activity; calcium, potassium:sodium antiporter activity
Source: RefSeq, a predicted model, not a curated record
AUGGCCGAUGUCAGUAACUCGUGCCAUGCCGUGCUUAACAGGCACUCGUUCCCAGCAACUUUGGCCACUUGUGAAAUAGAUGACAAAGCUACACAAUUACAUGCAAUCGCAUCGUUAAAAGUGUUAUUAGAUGUUACAAAAUCACAAAAUGGCAAGGCAACUUCAGCAUCAGCAACGUACGUUAACAGUGGUUCUAACGAGUUAAUUUUCGAAUUACAAGAGGCUGCAAAAAGUACCACUUCAGUACAGUCAGGAUCUAUUUCAGGAGUACAGUACAUACUAAAUGGACAAAUUUCCAUUGGCAAUGAUUCAGGAUUAGAGUCGGAGGAAGAUGAAAAUCACCAGGAAGCCCUUAACAUGAUGUGGCCAACUUCAUCUCAGAAGAGAAUAACUUACGUUCUUGUAGCACCAAUUCUGUUUCCGUUGUGGCUCACACUACCGGACACUCGAACACCAAAAG